AUGGAUAGCAAGUGCGACAAGAGAAAGCGAGAAGAAAUCUCUUCUACGCCUUCCAAGAAGGCGAAAAAAGAAUGCAUAGGACAGGGUAUGCUGUCCUCGAAUUUGGGAGUUGCUCCUGCAGAUCGUGCCUCGUUACCCAAGCAGCACAACUGGAACGAGAAUGGGGACACGAACGAUGAGGAUAAAGGACAGAAAUACAAAAUCACCAAGACCUUUUCUUCCAAGAAUGUCAACGCACUGAAACAGAACAAGGGGUGGCCUUAUGAUCUUGCUGGAAAGGUCGCCGAAGAGAAUCAGGAGCGCAAAAGGUCCUCUUCUUCCACAAUUAGCAAUAUCAAUGUAGCCAAAGAUGGAAAUCGCCAAUUCGACCUUGUCAGUCUGUCUCCCGGGCUGAAGAAGAAGAACAAGCACAGAAGGUCCAAAUCCUCUUCCAUCAUUGAGACUGCAGUGGUGGAGAAUGAUACGAGCACCCUCGUCAAACCUAUCGCCGAGGUUUUCGAGAAGAAGAAGAAAACGAAGAAGGACAAGAAUUCCAGUGACUCCUUGGACAACGAAGAACAUAAGGAAAAGGAAAGCCAGAGCAGUAACAGUAUUCCCUCUUACGAAGAGGUUCACAUUGAGCCUAAGAAGCACGAGGAGUCGCAGAAUGCCACAUAUAUCGCCAUCAGCGAAGCGGAUGUAAAGAAUCGCUCUUCCAACGACACCGCGAUACAGACGAAGCACGAGGGCUUUUUGGUCCAAAAGCCCAUUAAAACCACAUACGAACAGGAUCCUACUGCUACUCGCAAGAAGAAGAAUAAGAGACCCCGCAGAAAGAUGUCCCUUCCCACCAAAAAAGAUAAUGGCGAGGAUUCUGGAUUGAAGGGAAUUGAAGACAACAAAUCCAUCGCUUCUAAUAGUAAUUUUGCGGCCGAUGUCGCGCAUACCCAUCAUGAACAGAUUCAAUCCGAUCGCCCUAUCCUGUAUACCAAAUCCAGCAGUGGAUACACCUUCAACCCUUUUUCGGGUCUAAUGAAGUACAGCACCAUGAAUUCCGAACCAGCAAUCGCUACAACAAAGAAGGUAGAAGGCGCGGAGAAAAAACCGAAGGCAGACAUGAACAAUAUGCCCGGGUCGAGCGAGAAGAAUGUGGGCAAGGGAGCCAAUGCAAAAGAUGUGAUCUCAAAAACUGGGAAGACUGGGAAGACCGAUAUGCCUCAUCUGGGCCCCCAGGAGGUUGCCAUGCUCACUCCAAAGAAGGAACAAAAGAAGCGGAACCGGUCUAAGAAGAUCAAGAUGCCACCCAGAUACUCCCUCUCACGCCCCAGGUUAAGACAUCUGUUUCGGUUAUCAGUGCUUCUGGGAACCUUAUUCAGCCUAUCAGCUCUUCCGCUGCCCUUUUCGGUAGUGGGCAGUACUCUCCAGAACUCCAGAAGAAGGUUGAACAAGACAGACAGCGUCAUGGGCGAGAUAGAGAGGCCUUGCUCAAGCUGA
This is a messenger RNA of Colletotrichum truncatum, 1473 nucleotides long. RefSeq lists its product as uncharacterized. Lineage: Eukaryota; Fungi; Ascomycota; Sordariomycetes; Glomerellales; Glomerellaceae. The record is from RefSeq and is a predicted model, not a curated record.